CCACCCCAAACCCGCCUUCAGCGCACCUCCUCCUGCAAACCAAAAACCACCCUUCCCUUCCUGUUUUGUUUAAUUUCUCGGUUUGGAUUCGAUCCAUUCAAAUUCAACUCAACCCAAAUUCAAUUAUCUUACAAACACGUGCAUACAUGGGGAGAGGGAGGGUCCAGCUGAAGAGGAUCGAGAACACGAUCAAUCGGCAGGUCACCUUCUCGAAGCGGAGGUCUGGGUUGCUGAAGAAGGCCCAUGAGAUCUCGGUGCUCUGCGAUGCCGACGUCGCCCUCAUCGUCUUCUCCACCAAGGGAAGGCUCUACGAGUACUCCACAGAUUCCAGUAUGGAAAGAAUUCUUGAACGCUAUGAACGAUGUUCCUAUGCAGAAAAGGCUCUUGUGGCUUCAGAGCCUGAAUUACAGGGAAGGUGGUGCGAUGAAUAUGGUAGGCUGAAAGCAAGGCUUGAGGCUUUACAGAAAAGCCAAAGGCAUUUAAUGGGAGAUGAGCUUGAUAUGUUGAGUGUAAAAGAACUCCAACAACUGGAGCAGCAGCUUGAAAAUGCUUUAAAGCAUAUAAGAGCGAGGAAGAACAAAUUAUUAUUUGAUUCAAUUACUGAGCUUCAGGAAAAGGAAAGAGAGCUACAAGAAUAUAAUAGGGAUCUUCAAAAGAAGAUCAUUGAAAAAGAGAAGACGAAGGCAUUGACACAACAGGCACAACAAGAGCAGCAAGGUCAACCUCAUGCCGGAUCCUCCUCACCGCCUCCCAUACUUGUACAAGAACCAGUUCGCUCUCUAAACAUGAGAAUACAUCAAGCAAAUGGUAGCUCAGAGGAGGAAGAAGCAACACGACCUCUAACCUCUGUCAACAGCAGUGGUCUCCCUGCCUGGAUGAUUCGCCCUGUUAUGGAAAGAUGAUAUCGAUCCUUAAAACAACUUACCGGGUAUCCUCUGCAUAGAGAAUGAGAUAUGAGGAAAUAGCUUCCGUGAGCUAGUGAAAUAACAUAGCUUCCAUGGUCCAUGACUACUCUGAAGAUAUGAAAUUAAAUUAUUGUGUAUGAGGUCUUCAUAUAUUUGGUGGCUCCUUGGUUCUUUGUGUCCUUUCUGUUCGUAUGACAAUGUAAUGUAUAUUAUGUUGUGUCUCAUUCAAAUAGCUUGUUUAAAUGUAAAGAACAAGUGUUAAAUUGACUAGUUAAUCCUUAUCUUAUGUGGUAUAGAUUAAUCAGAAUAGAUUGCCAAAUUCGAUCAUCCAGUUUUGUGA
This is a messenger RNA of Asparagus officinalis (garden asparagus), 1245 nucleotides long. Its product is annotated as truncated transcription factor CAULIFLOWER A-like. NCBI's taxonomy places the organism in Eukaryota, Viridiplantae, Streptophyta, Magnoliopsida, Asparagales, Asparagaceae. The transcript is spliced from 8 exons. Gene Ontology annotation, cellular component: nucleus. The record is from RefSeq and is a predicted model, not a curated record. Gene Ontology annotation, biological process: positive regulation of transcription by RNA polymerase II. Gene Ontology annotation, molecular function: RNA polymerase II cis-regulatory region sequence-specific DNA binding; protein dimerization activity; DNA-binding transcription factor activity, RNA polymerase II-specific. Bases 147 to 902 code for a protein of 251 amino acids.